Messenger RNA from Anguilla rostrata (American eel), 1830 nucleotides. Its product is annotated as homeobox protein Hox-C10-like. The coding region runs from base 94 to 1122 and encodes 342 amino acids. The transcript is spliced from 2 exons. NCBI's taxonomy places the organism in Eukaryota, Metazoa, Chordata, Actinopteri, Anguilliformes, Anguillidae. Gene Ontology annotation, cellular component: nucleus. Gene Ontology annotation, molecular function: DNA-binding transcription factor activity, RNA polymerase II-specific; RNA polymerase II cis-regulatory region sequence-specific DNA binding. Gene Ontology annotation, biological process: regulation of transcription by RNA polymerase II. The record is from RefSeq and is a predicted model, not a curated record.
CGCCCCUCCCCAAAAAUAUGUCAGCUUCCUACUACGGUAUUCCUGUUGGAAAAACCUGGACUGCUGAAUCAAAACAAUAAAAAUACCAGUAAAAUGACAUGUCCCCGCAAUGUGGCUGCGGGCUCCUUCCUCAUGGAUCCGUUGGUGGGAGGAUCCUCGGCGUACAGAGGUGAAGGAUAUUCCCCCGGCCCUGGAAUGUAUAUGCAAACGGGUCCAGAGUAUGACUGUUCGGUGAUGAGAAAUUAUGGAAUUUUGCCUUCACAUCUAUCCAAAAGGGACGAACCGUCGUCUCCCAGCACAGGUUUGCCUCGCGGCGCCAGCCAUCAACAAUCUUACCUGUCGCAGCUGGACACUUGGGCAGAGAACCCAAAAAGUGCUUGUAGGAUCGACCAGCCUGUUGCCCGACCCCUGUCCGCCUGCUCUUUUUCAGUGGACAAUGUCAAAGAGGAGACAAUUUGUUGCCUCUACCCGGCUGAUACAAACAGUGGUAAGGACACUACCGAGCCUCUUGCAGCCUACAACCGAAUAGCUAACCGCGACCAGACCGACCGAGCCCCUACAUCUGCGCCAAACUACUUCACUGUGCACCCGGAGUAUCCGGGUGACAGGGCGCGAGAAAGAAAUGGGUUUGGGCCAGGUUUUGCCUCCUUGACCAGUAUGACUCCUCCUGGUGAGACACCCCUUCAGGAAUCACUCACGGACAUCAGCAAACCUGAUCAAGACCCGGUUGCUGAAGAAAUCAAGAACGAGGAUCACAGCACAGCUAAGACACGGCCGGAGAAGAAGGAUAUUAUCUCCAAAGUGGACAUUAGUGCAGGCAGUUCGGACAGCGAACUGCUGAAAGAGCCCUCGAACGUGGAUAAAGCAACAGGAAGUUGGCUAACGGCAAAAAGUGGACGAAAGAAGAGAUGCCCAUACACAAAGCAUCAGACUCUCGAACUGGAAAAAGAGUUCUUGUUUAAUAUGUAUUUAACUCGCGAGCGCCGCCUGGAGAUCAGCAAGAGCAUCAACCUCUCGGAUAGACAGGUUAAGAUCUGGUUUCAAAACCGGAGGAUGAAGUUGAAGAAACUCAAUAGAGAGAGCCGCGUGCAAGAGCUCACUUCGGGCUAUGAGUACACCUGAAACACCUAAGCCUCUCUCCGUCUCUCACACACGUGCACACGCGCGCACGCACACAUGUAGCCUACUGAUUUACAUGUACAUAUAAGCGCAUGCACAGAGCACACUUACACGAACUCAUUCCAACGCACGUAUAAACAAAUGUAUGCACAAAUAGGCUACAUUCAUACAGCGCACACUUUCGUUCAGGCUCACACACUAAGAAUCAUUAUUACAACGUAACACGCACGUUCGCACAAUCUAGCCCAAGCAUACACCCACAAAAGCCCAAGAUGAAGCCAACAACCUUGAGCAAUAAGAGGCUAUGCAACUGCUCUUCCGUCGGCAUUUGCAAGAAAAUCCUCUUUUUGUCCGAAUCUAUCUUGAAACAAUGGCCACAAAUGGCGCAUACUUCCUAAAUAAAAUAUUAUGUGAUUCAUAUUGUUUGUUCUCCUCGUUGGCAAAGUGAUAUUUGUUUCAAGUGGUUACCACUGAGCUGAUGGUUAAGGAAAAAAGAAAACAUGUCCUGGCGUUAUUUUAUCUGUUCUAGAGUAUCAUUUGAUGCAUAUAUAUAUAGGCUAUAAAUAUUGUAUGUAACUGUUUAUUUUAUGUGUAAAACUUGCUGUACUGUGGGAAUAUAUGGCGUGCAUGUAGUGUACUUCUUAUAUUGCAGAUAUAUUGGACAUUUACACAAUGAGGCCCGUUAGAAAAAAAUAAAGCGGGUUUUUGAAA